AUGGAACCAGGGAACAAUGUGACUUACUUUGUCCUCCUGGGACUCACACAGAAUCCGAAGGAACAGAAGGUCCUUUUUGUUAUGUUCUUGCUCUUCUACAUUUUGACCAUGGUGGGCAACCUGCUCAUUGUUGUGACUGUAACUUUCAGUAAGACCCUGGAGUCACCGAUGUACUUCUUUCUUGGAAGCUUAUCAUUCAUGGAUGUCAUUUAUUCGUCAGUCAUCUCUCCUAAAUUGAUUUCAGAUUUGUACUUUGGGAAAACAACCAUAUCCUUCCAAUCCUGUAUGCUUCAGCUCUUUGGGGAACAUUUUUUUGGUGGAUCAGAAGUCUUUCUUCUAUUGGUGAUGGCCUAUGACCGCUAUGUAGCCAUCUGUAAGCCCUUGCAUUAUUUGGUCAUUAUGAGGCAAUGGGUGUGUGUUGUGCUGCUGAUAGUGUCCUGGGCUGGAGGUUUCCUGCACUCAAUCAUUCAACUUAGCUCUCUUUAUGGGCUCCCAUUCUGUGGUCCCAAUGUCAUUGACCACUUUUUCUGUGACAUGUACCCUCUAUUGAAACUUGUCUGUACCGACACUUACAUCGUUGGCUUCUUAGUGGCAGCCAAUGGAGGAGUAAUCUGCACUCUUGUGUUCCUAUUCUUACUCAUUUCUUAUGGUGUUAUCUUAUACUCCUUAAAGAGCCUUAGUCAGGAAGGAAAGCGAAAAGCCCUUUCCACUUGUGGUUCCCACAUCACUGUGGUGGUCUUCUUCUUUGUUCCCUGUAUUUUCAUGUAUACAAGACCUGCUAAGACUUUCCCCAUUGACAAAUCAUUGAGUGUAUUUUAUACAGUGAUAACCCCUAUGUUGAACCCCUUAAUCUACACGUUGAGAAAUUCAGAGAUGACAACUGCUAUGAAGAAACUCUGGGGUAAAAAAUGA
Loxodonta africana (African savanna elephant) is the source of this 912-nucleotide messenger RNA. Its product is annotated as olfactory receptor 4A47-like. Lineage: Eukaryota; Metazoa; Chordata; Mammalia; Proboscidea; Elephantidae. The coding region runs from base 1 to 912 and encodes 303 amino acids. The transcript has a single exon. The record is from RefSeq and is a predicted model, not a curated record. Gene Ontology annotation, cellular component: plasma membrane. Gene Ontology annotation, biological process: G protein-coupled receptor signaling pathway. Gene Ontology annotation, molecular function: olfactory receptor activity; G protein-coupled receptor activity.